Pelobates fuscus (common spadefoot toad) is the source of this 1713-nucleotide messenger RNA. It is a transcript of the gene RTCA, whose product is annotated as RNA 3'-terminal phosphate cyclase. NCBI's taxonomy places the organism in Eukaryota, Metazoa, Chordata, Amphibia, Anura, Pelobatidae. The coding region runs from base 219 to 1316 and encodes 365 amino acids. The record is from RefSeq and is a predicted model, not a curated record. Gene Ontology annotation, cellular component: nucleus. Gene Ontology annotation, molecular function: RNA-3'-phosphate cyclase activity. Gene Ontology annotation, biological process: RNA processing. The transcript has 13 exons.
ACCGGCAGAGAAUUCACACACAGGUUGUACAGUACUCUGGGUUACUUAGUGGUAAUACUGCUGUAUGAUGCACUGCAGACAGUAACAAGCUGCCGCGUACAAGCUUCCUCCAUCUCUGUGCUGUCCGUUACUCACUUGGAAUCAAGUUGUGGAAUAGUCGGAGUUGCCACAUUGGAGUCGUUUACAAGGCAACAGCUGCAAAACGUCAACUAAACAAGAUGGCAGAGGAAAGCGCCAUCAUGGAAGUAGAUGGUGGAAUCAUGGAGGGGGGUGGUCAGAUUCUCAGAAUUUCCACUGCUCUCAGCUGUCUACUAGGGAUACAGACACGCGUCGUAAGAAUCCGAGCUGGCCGCAGCACUCCAGGGCUCAGGCCUCAACAUCUCUCUGGAUUGGUGACUGUUCGAGACCUUUGUGCAGGACAAUUGGAGAAUGCAGAGAUUGGAUCCACAGAAGUCACUUUCACUCCCGGGAAAAUAAAAGGAGGCGCAUUGACUGCUGACACCAAGACAGCUGGGAGUGUGUGUUUACUGCUUCAGGUUUCUCUACCUUGCGUUCUCUUUGCGGAAUCUCCAUCUGAAUUAAUCUUCAAAGGUGGCACUAAUGCAGAGAUGGCGCCACAGAUUGAUUACACCACAAUGGUGUUCAAGCCAAUAGCGGAAAAGUUUUCUUUCAAAUUAGAUUGUGACAUCAGAAGAAGAGGUUACUAUCCACGUGGUGGUGGGGAAAUUCUUGUCAGAGUUGCGCCUGUCAAGUAUUUAAACCCUAUUAACCUGACAGAUCGUGGCACAAUCACCAAAAUCUAUGGACGAGCAUUUGUGGCUGGAGUUCUUCCCUAUAAGAUGGUGAAAGAUAUGACUUCUGCUGCAGUGCGAUGUAUACGCCGGGAACUCCGGGAUCUUUAUGUGAAUAUUGAAGCUGUACAGGAAUCUGGUGACAAAGCAGUGGGAAAUGGCAGUGGUAUAAUCAUUGUUGCAGAGACUUCCACUGGCUGCUUAUUUGCUGGUUCUGCACUUGGCAAGAGAGGGGUUUCUGCAGAUCGAGUUGGGGCAGAAGCUGCUGAAAUAUUGCUCCGUAAUUUGCAUCAUGGUGGCUGCGUGGAUGAAUAUCUGCAGGACCAGUUGAUAAUAUUUAUGGCUCUGGCAGACGGGGUCUCCUUGCUACGGACAGGCCCUCUGACACUGCAUACACAGACUGCUAUUCACUUCGCAGAGCAAAUGACUAAGGCCAAGUUUUCCAUAAAGAAGUGUGAAGAUUCUGACUCUGAGAGUUAUAUAAUUGAAUGUCAAGGAAUUGGUCUGCAGAACAAAAAUAUAUGAGACUGGUAAUAGAUUGGCCAGACACAGUGAAGAUAACAUGUGGAUGUUCUCCAGAGCAUAGCAUGACACACAAGGAACAGUGCAUGCUGAAGGAAGGCAGUAUAAAGGAAUCCUAAGCUUGUUAUACUGACUUGCAAUCUGAUUCUGUCUGAGAAGUAAUCAGGCACUGCACGAUUGAAAACAAAUUUUAAUUUAUCUUAGUCGGAAUACCUGGUGACAUUACUCUGUCACUUCUGCACCUCUAAAUAAAUUGGGUGUAAAUCAAUUAAAAGUGAUUGUUUACUUUAUGUGCGUGGUGACUAGCUGUCACUCUUCCGUGUUUAUUGGACCUUUUUAUCCUUUCCUCCUACAUUUUGUCUAUGUGCUGUAUCCAAUCACUUUCCAUUGCCACAUAUUA